This is a messenger RNA of Effrenium voratum, 813 nucleotides long. NCBI's taxonomy places the organism in Eukaryota, Dinophyceae, Suessiales, Symbiodiniaceae. The record is from the annotation of a GenBank genome assembly.
AGAGUCACGUCCAGAGCUGUCGCCCCUCGCAGCAUUUCGCAGCCAUGUGCCUGGGAGCCUUUGAUGUGGCAGGGGUGGAGCUUCAUGCCCCAGUUCAGAAGCCAGAGGAGAAGGCGAUCACCGAGGAGGCCGUCACCGUGCCGGAGCUUCUGCAGCAAGCGCUGGCCGCCUCCCAGGGUGCUCCCAACCGCGCAGUGAAGCGCCGCGUGCGCCAACGGCUCCACAAGAAGCUUGGUGCCAUUUGCAACAAGGAGGAGUUCGACCAAGCCAUGGAUGAGUUCAAGGUUAUGGAGGAGAAGAGCGAGAAGCCAAGGAACCGCCGCAAGAGCGCCGCCAACCGCGCAGGCACCGAAGUCAAAGAAGUCAAAGCUCCCCAGAUCAGCCAGACUUUCCUGGCCGUGCCCUUCUUUCAGUUCACAGCUCCGGGCAUUAUGAUCGGACAGCCCAUUUGUGCCGUGCAGUCGGUGCGGCCGGUGCGGGAGCAGGUGAAGGUUGAGGAGCAAGUGCUGGACUUGCUUCCAGGAUCUCAGGCACAGGUCCCGGAGACCAGCACAGAGGCCACGGAGGCUGCGUCGGAGCUCCAGAGCGUCAGCUCUGAGGACAGCCGCGAGUUGUGGUCGCUCCCUUUGCCAGUGGAGCGCACUUUCAUCCAGUUCACGACCCGCGCCCACGUGCCCCGCCGCGCGCACUCGGUAGGGGCAUGACUCUACUUCUGAACUUCUGAUGGCUUGACAAUGGACUGAUAUCGAACGAUCACAGACUCAUCAACCAGUGCCUGCAAAGACCGGCAUGUUGCCACAACUGAAAUGAGCA